Ceraceosorus bombacis is the source of this 436-nucleotide messenger RNA. NCBI's taxonomy places the organism in Eukaryota, Fungi, Basidiomycota, Exobasidiomycetes, Ceraceosorales, Ceraceosoraceae. The record is from the annotation of a GenBank genome assembly.
AUGUUGCUGCUGCCAACGACGGUGCUCUGCGCCCUCUUUCCCGCCAACUCUGGCGUGGUGCAAGCGACGGGCAAGACGUUCGAUGCCGAAGUGCUUUCCAUCGAGAAGCCCACAUUCGUCGCCUUUACAGCUCCCUGGUGCGGUCACUGCAAGAACCUCGUGCCGCAAUACUCUAAAGCUGCCAAGUCGCUGGGCGGCAUCAUCAAAUUCGUCAAUGUGGAUUGCGACGAGGAGGGGAACAAGCAGACGUGCGCCAGGUACGGCGUACAAGGUUUCCCCACCAUCAAGUUCUUUCCCGCUACCAAGAAGAGAUUGCCGAGGGAUUAUCGAGGCGAGAGGACGGCAAAGGAGUUGGCCAAGUUCGGCGCGGAAAGUCUGCCUCAAACGGCAAAGAAGCUGACCGCAGAGGCUCUCAUCGAUUUCGUCGAUGCUGUGA